Molecule: messenger RNA, 1005 nt
Organism: Lodderomyces theae
Lineage: Eukaryota; Fungi; Ascomycota; Pichiomycetes; Serinales; Debaryomycetaceae
Gene: PPH3
Product: phosphoprotein phosphatase PP4 catalytic subunit
Exons: 2
Coding region: 1-1005 (334 amino acids)
Biological process (GO): peptidyl-serine dephosphorylation; double-strand break repair via homologous recombination
Cellular component (GO): nucleus; cytoplasm
Molecular function (GO): protein serine/threonine phosphatase activity
Source: RefSeq, a predicted model, not a curated record
AUGUUAGAUCUAGACCAAACAAUAGAGAACAUCAAACAAUGCAAACUAAUACCCGAAUCCGACAUUGAGGAAAUCUGCACGCUCCUAAUCGACAUUCUCAUUGACGAAUCCAACAUCCAGCACCUACAUACCCCAGUCACCAUAUGUGGAGAUAUACAUGGCCAACUACACGAUCUCAUUACGAUUUUCGCCAUAGGUGGCGAAUUGCCGCAGACUCAAUAUGUGUUUUUGGGCGAUUUCGUUGAUCGUGGCUUCAACUCGUUAGAGACUUGGUUGUUGCUCAUGACUUACAAGUUGAAGUAUCCUUCGAAAAUCACUUUAAUACGGGGCAAUCACGAGUCGAGGCAGAUUACGACAGUGUAUGGGUUUUAUGAUGAGUGUUUGAGAAAGUAUGGGCUGGUUAAUGUGUGGAGGUAUUGUUGCGAGGUUUUUGAUUAUUUGAGCUUGGGCGCGGUCAUCAACGGACGUACUGAGGGAGGUAAAGGUGAAAAAGAGGGUGGAGGUGGCAGUGGCAGUGGCAGUGGCGUGUUUUGCGUGCAUGGGGGACUAAGUCCCGAGAUUGACUCUAUUGACCAAAUACGUAUCCUAGAUAGGAAACAAGAGGUUCCACAUGAGGGGGGCAUGUGUGAUCUACUAUGGAGCGACCCCGAGGAAGAUGUGAAGGGGUGGAGCAUAUCCCCACGUGGUGCGGGUUUCUUAUUUGGCGAAUCUGAAGUCGACAAGUUUCUUCAUUUGAACAAUGUGGGCUUGAUUGCUCGCGCGCACCAGUUGGUGAUGGAGGGGUAUAGAGAGAUGUUUGAUCUGAAGUUGGUUACCGUUUGGUCAGCUCCGAAUUAUUGUUAUCGGUGUGGGAAUGUUGCUAGUGUGUUGAGGAUUGAUGAUGGUUUGAAUAGGGAUUAUAAGGUGUUUGAAGCAGUUGAGUUUGAUGAAGAGGUAGCUGGAGGUAAGAGAGAUGGGGGUGGUGGUGCGUUGGGCAAGAAGCCCGUAGUAGAGUACUUUUUGUAG